This is a messenger RNA of Conger conger (European conger), 1706 nucleotides long. It is a transcript of the gene ethe1, whose product is annotated as ETHE1 persulfide dioxygenase. Gene Ontology annotation, molecular function: sulfur dioxygenase activity. Gene Ontology annotation, biological process: glutathione metabolic process; hydrogen sulfide metabolic process. The transcript has 7 exons. The record is from RefSeq and is a predicted model, not a curated record. Bases 488 to 1366 code for a protein of 292 amino acids. NCBI's taxonomy places the organism in Eukaryota, Metazoa, Chordata, Actinopteri, Anguilliformes, Congridae.
CGGACAGUCUGUGACACUGCAAUGCAAACAAGAUACCGAGGGCGUUGUCGACUCAUUAUACUAAGGGAUACGUGCUGAUUUUGAUGUAGUUGAUGAUUGCCUAGUAGUACAAGUGAUCAGCAAAUAAGACUCACGUAGAAAAACCUUACGAUUAAAACAGGCAUGCUAGCAAACUCGUUUACUGCUAACUAGCAUAGCUGGCUAUAGCUAACGUUAAGGUGCAUAAGUAAUUAUUACCGAAGGUGAAUCCUCACAGUUCGGGUAAAUUCGAUUGUUAUCAAAUAAACAAGCCGUAUCACUGCCAUAGCUGUAUGUUUAUCCUGCACGAACUCCAGCUAGCAUUAGCAUUAUAUGUAGGCAGCCAGCCAGAAAUACUCAGUUACAUUUCCGAAACUUCCUGAUCAACUCGUCGCAGCGACCAGACAGUCGAGCAGUUGACUUAGUUUUACUUGUUUUGUAGGCUGUUCUCCGUUGUAGUGUAAGGGAGAUGUGUUCCGUAGUCUUGAAUACAGUCAGACCAGCUCUGGCCCGCACCGUCUUACAACGAACAGAAGGGCACUCGCGCGGAUUUCUAGCCGGGCUUGCGCGCAUUAGCCCAGGCACGGACAGAGUGACGCAGCCCGGGGGAAAUGGGAUUAGACACUACGGUUCACGGAUGGAGCCGGACAGAGAACUAAUAUUCAGACAGCUGUUUGAGCCUACUAGCAGUACCUACACGUAUCUGCUGGGGGACGAAGAGACCAAGGAGGCAGUUAUCAUCGAUCCGGUCCUGGAGAUGGUGGACAGAGAUGCCAAGUUGAUCGAAGAGCUGGGCCUCACGCUGAAAGUGGCAGUCAACACCCACUGCCAUGCAGACCACAUCACCGGCACCGGCCUGUUGAAGAAGAGGCUGCACGGGAGCAAGAGCGCCAUCUCUCUGCUGAGCGGAGCAAAUGCGGACAUCUUGUUUUCUGAGGGAGACUUCAUCCCCUUCGGCAGACAUGCCCUGAUGGUGAAAGAGACCCCUGGACACACUGACGGCUGCCUGACCUUCAUUCUGGGGGACCUGUCCAUGGCCUUUACCGGGGAUGCCCUGCUCAUCAGAGGCUGUGGCAGAACGGACUUCCAGCAGGGCUGCUCCAAGAGGCUCUACGAGUCCGUCCAUCAGAAGAUUUUCACCCUGCCUGCACACUGUCUCAUCUACCCUGCGCAUGAUUACAAAGGUCAGACAGUCUCCUCUGUGGCAGAGGAGAAGAAGUUUAACCCCCGCCUGACCAAGCCGCUGGAGGAGUUUGUGACCAUCAUGGCCAAUCUCAAUCUGCCCAAGCCGGCACAGAUCGAUAUCGCAGUGCCGGCCAACCUGGUGUGUGGACUUCACGAAGUGUGAAACUCAAGAGGCAAGAGAGGAUUGAGUGUGAGAAUAAUUACUUAGUCUCUAUCAUAAUACAUAUAUUUUAAUGUAAUAAACCGUAUUUAAUUGUGGACCUAAACAGAGCAGACAAUCAUUGGAUUAGUAUAGUUGAUCAUUUGAUAUUAAUGAUAUUCAUUAAGUUGGUGAAAAUUAUAUUUUGGAGGUAUUGCUUUUUCAUAAUUCUUAAAGAAAUCAGUCAUACUGUUGCCUUAAUAUUUUAGCGUGAUGAGAUGUAUCUAUUAUCAAUAUAAAGCAAUGUGUGCACAUUUACUGGAGAGCUGUUUAUUUUGUGAAUAAAUUUAAUCAUUUAAAAAUU